Messenger RNA from Fomitiporia mediterranea MF3/22, 804 nucleotides. RefSeq lists its product as uncharacterized. Gene Ontology annotation, molecular function: protein binding; ubiquitin conjugating enzyme activity. Lineage: Eukaryota; Fungi; Basidiomycota; Agaricomycetes; Hymenochaetales; Hymenochaetaceae. Gene Ontology annotation, biological process: proteasome-mediated ubiquitin-dependent protein catabolic process; protein polyubiquitination. The coding region runs from base 68 to 733 and encodes 221 amino acids. The record is from RefSeq and is a predicted model, not a curated record. Gene Ontology annotation, cellular component: nucleus. The transcript is spliced from 4 exons.
CGCGCAGUUCCUCUUAUAAAUUAUCCUCAUCUUUCCCCGUGAGCAAUAGUCUGGUAUCCGCAUAGCCAUGGAUGCCAGACUUCGACGAGUUCAGAAAGAAAUCCUCGAUUGCAAGAAUGACAAGACGUCGAAUAUCAUACUCGAACUUAUAGAUAACUCGCCUUACCACUUGAAAGGCUCAUUUGAUGGUCCCGAGGGUACACCUUACGAGGGCGGGCGAUACGAUGUGGACAUAGUCGUACCUGAAUCCUAUCCCUUUCAACCCGUCAAAAUGAAGUUCAUUACCAAAGUGUACCACCCAAACAUCUCAUCCGCAAGCGGCGCGAUCUGCCUCGAUAUCCUCAAAGACGCAUGGUCACCUGUUCUCACUCUCAAAUCGACACUUAUCAGCUUACAAUCAUUGUUGUGUUCGCCUGAGCCGAACGAUCCUCAGGAUGCAGAGGUUGCGAAGCAUUAUAUGACGAGUCGAUCAAGCUUUGAAGCUACGGCUCGGUAUUGGGCUCAGACUUAUGCCGGAGCGCCGGCUAAAGAUGGUGUGAAGCAGCCUUCUAGGACUGGGACGCCGCGAGACGAAGUGGCGAUUGCGGGGUUGGAGAAGGCGCACGUGGACCAGUUUGAGGCGCUAGGGUUUGAGAGGGGCAAAGUGAUCGACGUCCUUCGAAGACUAAACUACCGAGGGUCGAAUGUAGCUAACAUUACCGAGGACAGAGUCGUAGAAGAAUUACUCAAAUGACAAUGUUACCUUUGUAUUUGUGAUGAUUGUAUCGAUUAAAUGCUGCGUAUGAUAAAUACCUGCGCAAGUCA